AUGUCGAACGAAGCCCCUCCUCCUUUGAGCGCUGUGUUCGAGAAGGCAGCCCCGCCCUACACCGAAGCGGCGAUGCGCUUGCUCUUUUGUACCACCAUUGUGGCCGGAGAGAAUCGCUACCGCAUUCGCGAGUUGGAGAUUUAUUCCAGCGAUGAUCCUUACACUCACCAAGGCGACGAACAAGUUUCGACCUGUGGUGGAUGGUACUUUCACCGUACCAAGCCUGGUGGCGGCUGGAAGGGAGGUACCUUUAUGGGUUUGGAUAUUAGCUUUGCUCCCGUGGGCACUGCCGGUGGUAUCUUGAUACGAGGCCUUUCUCGUUCCCACGAGGACGGAAAAGCUGGUGGUGAAUUCUUUGAUGGAUCCUGCAAUUGCACCAGGGAACUCUUGAAAGCAUGUGGUGUUUCUAAAAUCAAGGAUUUGGUGGAUAAACCCAACUUUCAACUCUCGGCCUUGACCAAGGAUGGGAUCAUGCGGUUGGAGGAGCAUGAACCACGUCCACUGGACAAGAAGCAGAAAUCAGCCAUGGAAUGGAAAGCUUCCAGUAGGGUUGGAUUGAGCGCACCCGAAAAGAAAAAGGAUCAGCUGGAGGGGCGUAAGAAGUUCCAUCUCAUUCCAUACAGGUUUCUCUCGGCUCCCUACGAGACCAAGAAGGAGAAAACCAAAAUCAAAGCAUCCAAAACCGGUGGAGUGUUCACCAUGAAAGGCUAUGAGGCCACGGCAACAACAAUCAACACCACCACCAAGGAAGAAGACGAAGAAGAUCCCCAAAAGCCCAAGGCCAAGAAGGCCAAGACGAGCAAAAAAGAAGAUAAGAGCAAGAAAGAGGAAACGAGCAAGAAAAAGGAAACGAGCAAGGAAGAAGAUGACAGUGAUGACGAAUCUAUUGCUAAAAACGUCAAGCAAAAAAUUCAAAAGAAGAAGAAGAAGGCGAUCGUUGAGGACAGCGACGAGGACGAUGACGACGACGACGAGCCCAUGGAUGAAGCCGGCAGCGGCGCUGUGUGGCACUAUUGGCUCGAUGAGGCAAUGGACGGAAAGCAGGUGGGUUGGCAUCUUUACGACAAAAAAGCCUCUGAGAAACUGGAAGGCUUCCUCAACAACAAGGGGCAGCAGCUCUCUCGCACCUCGUGGCAUUUGAAAUCCGGCCACUUUGGCUAUGAAAUCAACAUCGCCAAGGGCACUCAGCGGAAUAUGAAAUCAGGCACCGUGCGGCCGAUUAGGCGAGUGCUUCCAGGCGAAGUCUUUUCCAUGACAGCGCCGCCAGUCUAUUUACCUCCAAAGAACCCAGGCACACCGCUGCCGACAAUCCCCACUGAGAACAAGAAGCAUGACGCGACGUGGUCCCCGUCCAACGAAAGCAGCAAGAAAAAGAUCAAGACCGAAUCCAACACAACAACCGACGGUGGAAGCGGUCUCAAACUAGAACCGCUGUUCGCAGGUCAGCAUGGAUACGCAUGGGAAGGGAUGCUGACGGAAGUGCUUGAAUCGCUUCCACAGGCCGCCGACUUUAUCGGUCCCAAGAGGAGCAAGGACAUUCUCCCGGUCCGCGAGAUGACGUUUCGUGCUCUGAUGGCGACGCCGCCAGAGGAGAAUACGCUUAUCGUCUUUGGUGAGGCUCCUUAUCCUCGCGUCGAGAGUGCUUCGGGGAUCGCUAUGUUUGACUCACUGAUCCAAGAUUGGGAUUGCGCACAAUUUGGUAAAACCGUCUCUAUGCGCUGCAUUGCCAAGGUCGCAGCAACAGCGAAAGGUAUUGUCUCCGACAAUUCCAAGAUCUCCGACAUGAGGAAAGCUUUCAAAAAGCACAAUAUUGUGUCCCCUCCGGAAUGGUUUCAGGCAAUGCUGUCUCAAGGAGUCCUCUUGCUCAACGCUAGUCUUACGAUGGGGUCUACGCAUUCCAAGGCGCAGCACACAAACUUUUGGAAACCAGUAAUGAAAAAGAUCGUCAGCAAGAUCCUACAAUCCAAACGCGACAAGUUCCCCGCGGGAACUCCAAAGCGGCGCAUCGGUUUCCUUUGGUGGGGCAACGAGAGCCUGAAGACGAAGAAGGCUCUCAAGUCUGUGUUCGAGGAGUUUGAAGAUGAUGUGGAGAUCACUCAUAUCGAACACUACAACCCGGCAGCCCAGGGCGACAAAUUUGCGAAAGGGGACAAUCAUUUUCUGGCCGUCAACAAAGCGCUUACAAAGAACGGCCUCGAGCCGAUUGAUUGGCUCCCAGACAAGGAUUGGCUCAAAAAGCACCACUGCGACGAGCACGCCGAUUUUAUCACUGAAACCCAGGAGCUUCACAAGAUGUAUCUGGAACGGCUUCAGGCCGGCCUCGAUUUGACGGAGCUGGCGCCCAUUUUGGGGAUCAUGGCAUCAGAACUGUGUUCGCUUCCCGAUGCUUGCGACAACAUGGGGCUGCGAUCCGCGGCAGAUUCGGCCGUGAAAAGAGCUGCAAAAUUUGCCGUUGCUGGCCUUGGAGAGGACGAGAAGGGAGCCGUCUAUCUUUACACCACCAACUGUCUCUAUCGUCGCCUCAACGAAGCGUUGAGGAACUCAAACCGCGGGAAGGUUAAGGUGUACUUUGAGUACCUUCGCGUCUUCUUGGAGGCUUACAGCAAGAUGAAACCCAAGCCUCGAUCCCUAUACCGAGGCAUCAGUAGAGAUUUGUCGGGCCAAUACAAGGAGGGGAGCAAGGUCACCUGGUGGCCGGUGAGCUCCUGCACCCCCAACAUCAACGUCGCCAAGGGGUUUGGUGGAGGUUCGCCCGGUGGCACACUUUUCCACGUCAAGGCCGUUUCUGCCGUCCCCAUCCAGCACAUGAGCGCGUAUCCGAACGAGGAAGAGUAUGUGCUGGCCCCUGGGACCGUGUUGAAAGUGGUCAAGAUCGAGAAGAAACCAGGCCAGGCAGCCCAGAUCUACCUCGAAGAACUCGACGGUGAGCGGUCGGUCAGCUGA
Molecule: messenger RNA, 2943 nt
Organism: Seminavis robusta
Lineage: Eukaryota; Bacillariophyta; Bacillariophyceae; Naviculales; Naviculaceae
Source: the annotation of a GenBank genome assembly